AUGGCGGCAGUACAAGAUUCACGGUUCGACGAAUCGUCCGCCGGUCCCAAAUCCCCGGACGCGCCCGGGCUUUCGACCGCUUCCGGCGAUAGCGAAAACAUCUCUUCAGUAAGACUUGCUAAGAAGCAACGCUUGCGUGAGCUCCAGAACGAGCACGUUUCUGUGCGCACCAUCGUUGUUCACAUAGGAAAACAUUACCAGGGCGUCGAUCUUCCUGCCUGGCUUGACCUCAGUGUCGUUUGCGGACACCUGGCCCGAUCAGGUGCGGCCCGCCAAAAGUCAUCCUCUCACGCAGCUUGGAAGUAUCUACGUGAGUCUACUUCAGCCAUCCGCGAGUGGAUGGGGCCAUGCGACAGUUGGAGAGAGGCGAUCAAGCAAGGGCGAAUGCCGUACAUCGGCUUUCCAUCUGAGAUCAAGGCAGUGGAGUUUAUUCACGGCAAGGGUCCGCAGCUUCCCAACUGCAUUAUGCAGCAGAUGAUCCGCAUCGGGCUGGAUUAUCUAGUGGAUCACGAGCGGCGGCCAGACGACAAAAUCCCUGAGUUUUGGCGGGGCGCCAAAGUCGACGAUCGCAUAUGGCGGAUCCAGCACAUGCAGAACCACGGCUACCAACUUCGUAUUCCCUUUGACGAUGACCUCAACGACUUGAUACGCAGCGUUGUACGCCACAAAAAUAAACUAGGUCAGAUGGAAAGCUCGCAACAGCCAGGAGAACCCGGAUCCGACGAGGUGGCCCACCAGUCAAACAAUCUCACCAACGAAGCCUCGGGGGCUGCGGGCGCCGCAAUGGCCAACUUUCCCAAGACUAAGGGCAAAAUCACACCGCGGAAGGACAAAGUGCAAACGGCCAUGUCUAGAGUCACCGCCACAGUUAGUGAGGCUCUCGCCACAGAGCGGCAAAAGCUACUGGGCAAAAGACCGCUCGACAAAGGGGGAGAAGUGGCCCAGACAGAAACCCGCCACAAGCGGCCGAAGGCCGCACCGGGAGUCGCCCAGCCAGCAGCGGUCGUGGAGUCGAUCGAGAAUGGCGACGAGGAGGAGGAAUUUGACACCCCCCCGCCAGCUAGGGGAAACGCCACGGCAGACGACGAGCGAUUCCGAUCACUCAGGAGUAACUACAAGAAACUCAAAAGGGCGGACCAACAACUAGUCAGCCGUUUCUGUGGCCUCGAUCAUACUGUCGCCAUGAUGGGGAACAACGUCGAGCAGUUGACGAAAAAGGAAAAGGAGCUGCGUAGGGACGUCAACGCCACCAAGCACAAGCAGCAGCAAUUCAACGAAGGCAUCGGCAAACUCGAGGCGGAGAGCAAGGGCCUCGACGAAAAAGCCCAACACCUGACGGUCCAAUGCUCGGCCCUGACGGAUAACAUCCGAAAGCUCGAGGACAAGGAGGAGAAGGUUAUUGCGCAGUGCAGUGCCUUGGAGGCCGAGAAUAAGCUUCUCAGGGCCCAGAUCGCCACUUUGACCUCCCGGAUCGAAACUCUGGAAAAGGCCAAGUCGGCCCCAGAGUAUAAGUACGCCGCCACGACGGCAACUGUCCCGGAUACCGCCGCAGAGAUCAAACCGUCCCGACAAAGUGCGGGCGCUCCCGCCCGGGAACAGGCGACCCCCGAGGCACUUCGAGACAGGACCUUUUCCGUUUCGCGGGAUAUCCCACACGGCACCGCCGCCUCUGCCGUACCCUCGCCGCGGCGGCCGACCUACGAAAUCCACAUACAGGAAGAGCGCAAGCCUUCCCUUCUGGCCCGCGAGUAUCGCCGCUCUGGCACACAAUUCCCACGGGUCCUGGACAUGCCGACCUUUGAGCCGACGUGGAACCCCCACGAAGAGCUCAACCGCCGUCGUGCCCCAGCCCACCCUCCCAUCCAGCUUCGAGAGGCGUACCAAGAAGUGUCUCACGCUCGUCCCGAUUACGCCCCAGAGCCGCUCCAACCCAGACAAGACCCAGGCGAGCCCGCGGCCGAGUCAUUCCAUACGUCAAUGCCGCGAACCUCGGCCCCGGCCCCGCUGCCAGCGCAGCCGCCUGCUUAUAUGCAGAUGCCAGACACAGCGCUGGCGUACACACGCGCCCAAUUUCCGACGGGGGACACCACCUCGGCAGCGCAGCCAAUGGCUCGUCACUUCAGCCAUGGCCCUACGCCCAUGGGCCCGCCGAUGAAUCGGCCAGAGCACCCAGAAACCUCGACUCAUGGCUACAACGAGAUUGAUCCGAGUCUCCGCCCAGGGGGGAACCCCUCCACGGCCAACGCCCUCGCAGUCCCCGCCACUACCGCAGACACCAUUCCCCCGGCUGCUACACGCACCACACACCACAUGAGCCCGGCCCCUCCCCAAUAUCGAUCGCCAUACCAACCGCCCCAGGCUCCGUACCAGUAUCCACAAGGCUACCCACACCAGUACGCGCCGCCGGCCCAGGUCCAGCCCCAAGAGGAGGCUUCUCUACGCCCGCAGGUUCGUCCCAAGGCCGAGGAGCCCGCCGAGUAA
Dichotomopilus funicola is the source of this 2481-nucleotide messenger RNA. RefSeq lists its product as uncharacterized. NCBI's taxonomy places the organism in Eukaryota, Fungi, Ascomycota, Sordariomycetes, Sordariales, Chaetomiaceae. Bases 1 to 2481 code for a protein of 826 amino acids. The transcript is spliced from 2 exons. The record is from RefSeq and is a predicted model, not a curated record.